AUGCCGGUGGAAAUGGAGGACAAGUUUUCCGUCGACGACGCUCCAAAUGAAGAAGGGAGCGAGCAGGAAAUCGAUCCGAAAGCACACGCGAAGCUGAUAGACGGUAUCAACAAUCUAACCGGUUCGCACUUCAUCCGUGCAGUGACCCGCACGGAACCAUCGCUGAAACGGUCCGAGUUCGGGCUAGCUAAAACGAAAGAUGACAAGGUACGAUUGGGUGAUCUGGUGAAGCUGUUCACCAAAUCGAAAAAACAUACCUCGGUGGUAAAGCAACUGGACAAGCUGAAGAAGCGGCAACCUCUGGCACAACCGCUGGAAAAACCGGUCGCAGACAGGAUUGAGCGUAAGGCGGGAUUUGAGCGUGUGCAAAAAGAUCUUAACCGAUGGCAAGCGGUCGUUACGGCAACGAAAGUUGCCCCGCAGACGGUGUAUCCGUUGCUUUACGGUACAACGACGGUUCACGAUGCACCACCGAAGAAACUGUCCGAGUAUCGGGUGAAGACGAAGCUGAUGGAAGAGUUAGAAGGGUUGGAGAAAGAGUUCGCAGGGCCAGAAGGUGAUGGUGAUAAUGAGGGGGAAAGUUCGGAUGAUAAUAAACAGAACUAUGAGCUGACGCUGGAAGAAAUGCGUGAAAAGCAAAGAGAACGGGCCCGGCAGAAGAUACGUGAAUCGUACGAGAUAGCCAAAGGUCGUCGGAUGAACAAGAUUAAGAGUAAAAAGUACCAUCGGCUGCUUAAGAAGGACAAGCUGAAAGAGCAGAUGAAAAAGUUCGAAGAGCUUAAGGAAAAGAAUCCCGAGGAAGCGCUCCGACAGCUCGACCAUAUUGAAAAGCAGCGCUUCCAGGAGCGUGUUUCGCUACGCCACAAAAAUACGGGCACGUGGGCGAAAAAUUUGCAGAUUCGUGCGAAGUACGAUAUGGAGGUAAGGCGUGAAUUGGCUGAACAGCUUGCUAUUGGGCGAGAAUUGACGGCGAAGCGAAUGAACCAAGGGGACAGCAGUUCCGAGUCGGAUGGUGAAAUGGAACUGCCGAUGAGCGGGAAAAGCGGUGCAAACCCAUGGACGGAAAGUGCCGGUGACCAUGAACAGCUGGCUAACAAGGAAAUGAAGCUUAGCAGUGGAUAUCGCAAAUAUUGGGAAGAGCGUAAUCAAAUCGAACAGAUCAAAAAGCAAUUGGCAAAUGGCGCUGAUGAAGAAAUGGACGGAAAACACCCAGAGUUGAAUCAGGACAUUGAAGAUGAAGAUCAUUCUGGUGAUGAAGUUCAGCAACUCGAAGAAGGUAGAACUGAAACAGUUAAAAAAUCCAAACUGAAAGGUGUGAAAAAAGGCAUCAAAAAGAGCAAGAGAAAAAUUGUAAUGGCAUCCGGCAGCUGGGAAGUAGAGGACGUUGAUGAGGAGCAGAUGGAAAAGAGCAAAAAACCGAUUUUGAAAAAGAAAGCUAAAAAACGUAAAGAUAAUGUUGCCAGCGUGGAGCAAAUGUUCCAAGAAGCUGAGGAACUGAUUCAGGAUGUAUUGAGCAAUAAGCUGGAACGUACAAUGUGCGAUGUGCAGGUUGAUAGGGGAGAAAACGAAUUUACGAAAGAUUCGCAAACAUCAGAAGAAAGGGAAGACAAAUCGACGGACUUGAGCUUCAAGCAAAAGGCUAGCUUAGCGGAAGCAGAUGUGCAAAUGAAUGAAACCAUACAGAAGGGAGCAUCGGAUAAAAUGGACACAGUGAAAGUAACGCAUAUUUCAGAUGGAAGUUCCACUGCUCCAACCACUAAAGCAUUGGCAGAAAUCAAUCUAAAGCAGGUGGUACAGAUGAAACCUAAACACUUACUAACAGCACUACCGAAUACGAUCAUAUCGGGCGAACUGUCAGAAGACGAAGAUGCGAACGAUGCACACCGGCUCACGAUCGCCGAAGCCUUCGAAGAUGACGACAUAGUGGCAGACUUUGCGAAGGAAAAGCAGGAUGAACGUCAGAAGGAUAUACCGCAGGAGAUCGAACUAACCCUACCGGGAUGGGGCCACUGGGCUGGUGCGGGUAUUCAACCGCGUGCGCAACGCCCGAACGCUCGAAAGCUAUUUAAACCACCACCAGCGCUACCACGGCGCGAUGAUAACCGCGAUCAGGUGAUCAUCAAUGAGGAUGGAUUGAAAAAUGAGAAGCUCGGCAAGCAUCUGGUUAAUGAAGUGCCGUUCCCAUUCCUAACGGUGAAGGAUUAUGAAGCGUCGUUGAGGGCACCGCUUGGCCGGACGUUCAUACCGGAAACAGCACACGGAGCAAUGGUUCAGCCGCGCAUAGUAACGAAGCAGGGUGCGGUGAUCGAACCGAUGAAGAAGGAGUUGCUGGUGGAAAAUCCGUCGAGGUUAACGAGGGUUGGCAAGCGGCAGCAAAAUGAAGCUGUUGAUACGUACAAUGAGUACGUGAAAAAGAAUCAGAGGCGUGCUUUUGGAUUGUGA
Anopheles maculipalpis is the source of this 2442-nucleotide messenger RNA. RefSeq names its product U3 small nucleolar RNA-associated protein 14 homolog A. The transcript has a single exon. NCBI's taxonomy places the organism in Eukaryota, Metazoa, Arthropoda, Insecta, Diptera, Culicidae. Gene Ontology annotation, cellular component: nucleolus; small-subunit processome. Bases 1 to 2442 code for a protein of 813 amino acids. The record is from RefSeq and is a predicted model, not a curated record. Gene Ontology annotation, biological process: rRNA processing.